CCUAUGCCCUUUCGUUAAACGACGUAGAACUCGAGCACUUUCUCAAACACAUUUGAUUCUACGCUUUCAACACGUUCGACGUCGGUUGUCGCAACUGCUUUCUCGAAAAGUCUUCAAUGCCCAUCAAGAGAAAAGACAUGACCUCGUACACCAAGGCCAACUUUGAUACCAUGUCCGUCGAAACCCGCUCCGGCGAGGUCCAGGCUCCGACCAUCCACAACGCGACGACUGGUCCUCCUCCUCCCCUCAUCGACGUCGUCUCCAGUCCCAUCCACCAGAGCCAUGCCGGCUCCAUCCACACCCCUCCGUCCCAUCACUCGUACCACGGCGGCAACGUCGGGGCUUCCCAGCAGCUCCCUUUCCAAGCACCAGCGUACUGCAGCACGACCAUCCACCACCACAACAUGCACGCAUCCGCCACCGGUACCCCGGCGGUACACCACCACACCCACAGCCAGAUGCCCGUGAACCACUACUACGCCGAGCCGCCACGGCUCUACGGGAACGUGGUCCCCGUGCCGCUGCUCCAGCGCUUCCCCGCUCUGAUCCAGUGUCCCGCAUGCCGCGACAUCGGGCCAACGUCGGUCAGGCACGUCCCCGGAAAGGGCACGCACUGGAUGGCGACCUUUUUCUUCUUCACCACCGGGCUGGGCGUCUUCAUCCCCUAUGCUGCGAACCACUUCAAGAAUGCGGAGCACAUGUGCUCCAAGUGCGGCCGCAUCGUGGCCGUGCAGCGCUUCGGCGGGGCGACGCAGGCCAAGCUUUUGUAGGAAUUGGCAUCUGGGGCAAUAAGCGAUAUGGGAGGGGGCAGGGGAUGAUACUGGCAGUAACCAAGGAUCGAGUAGGGCGGGUAUUGUCCCGAUGUUACAUUGAAUAGACGGCCCUGGAGGUCACGAACAGUUGAGGGUUGGCAGGCAGGGCCAGCCUUCUGCUAAAGAAGGAAAGUAUAUCAAGCAACAAGUCUGGCAGAACACCGUGGCAUGAUACUGCGGGCU
Microdochium trichocladiopsis is the source of this 995-nucleotide messenger RNA. Its product is annotated as LITAF-like zinc ribbon domain-containing protein. Bases 117 to 770 code for a protein of 217 amino acids. The record is from RefSeq and is a predicted model, not a curated record. NCBI's taxonomy places the organism in Eukaryota, Fungi, Ascomycota, Sordariomycetes, Xylariales, Microdochiaceae. Gene Ontology annotation, molecular function: zinc ion binding. The transcript has 3 exons.